Molecule: messenger RNA, 348 nt
Organism: Dentiscutata erythropus
Lineage: Eukaryota; Fungi; Glomeromycota; Glomeromycetes; Diversisporales; Gigasporaceae
Source: the annotation of a GenBank genome assembly
AUGGCGCGGAAUAAUAACUUGGAACCUAUUGAUGUAUUACGAAUUUUAAUUAUACCGGUUUGUAAUCAAAUGAAUAUUGAUGAGGAAGAAAUUAGAAGAAUUUCCGUACUCACUUUAAGAAAUCUUACUCCGUUGGGGCGGGAUUUUCUUAAUAAUUUGACUGAUAGGGUAAAUUCUCAUAGGGCCGAAUCACAAAGAAUAAGCAAUGAUAGUCUUGAAAAUGCAAUUUAUUACGGAUGUGAAUUCACCAACUUAGUUGAGUGGAUAAAUUCUUUUGUUGUCGAACAAUUACAAAGUCAAGCUAAUCCUGAAAACGAACUUUAUCUAGGAUAUAGCUCUUUUCCCUGA